AUGGCCAUGUGCAGUGGAGUCAUCACCUACAGGGCUCAGCAAGUUCCCGUUUUCCAAGGAGCCCAGGUGAAUCUGGGAUCCUGCAUCACCCUCGAUGUGCUGAGAGUUGUGGAGCUCAAGUACUGCAAUGGCAACGGCAACUGGAAUGGCAACUGGACUGGCCAGUGGGAUCACAACUGGAAUCACAACUGGACUGGCCAGUGGGAUCACAACUGGACUGGCCAGUGGGAUCACAACUGGAAUCAGAACUGGACUGGCCAGUGGGAUCACAACUGGAAUGGCCAGUGGGAUCACAACUGGAAUCAGAACUGGACUGGCCAGUGGGAUCACAACUGGAAUGGCCAGUGGGAUCACAACUGGAAUCACAACUGGACUGGCAAUUUCCCGACUCAGCAGAUCCCCGGCGGCAUCUUCAACAACACGCAAGUCAUCAUUGGUGGCCAUAACCAAAUUGUGACCAUCAAGAGGCAAUGGCGCGUGGCAAUCAUUGAGCACAAGAGCAUCAGCGGCUCCUGGAAAACCAUCUGGAACUACAACACGGGCGUCAUUGCAACCAGAGUGAGGCAGCAGAACGCCUGCUACAUUUCCAUCAUGAACAGAAGCGAGAUGCCCCGCUUUGAUAAUCUGGCGCGGCUGGCACAAGAGAGCAGGAACCUGAUCGGUCUGGGCAGACCCAGCAGGAGGAUCACCUUUGUCACCAACGGACUGGUCAACAACCUCAACUCCUACGGCCUGGACAUCAUGGCCAUGUGCAGUGGAGUCACCACCUACAGGGCUCAGCAAGUUCCCGUUUUCCAAGGAGCCCAGGUGAAUCUGGGAUCCUGCAUCACCCUCGAUGUGCUGAGAGUUGUGGAGCUCAAGUACUGCAAUGGCAACGGCAACUGGAAUGGCAACUGGACUGGCCAGUGGGAUCACAACUGGAAUCACAACUGGACUGGCCAGUGGGAUCACAACUGGACUGGCCAGUGGGAUCACAACUGGAAUCAGAACUGGACUGGCCAGUGGGAUCACAACUGGAAUGGCCAGUGGGAUCACAACUGGAAUCAGAACUGGACUGGCCAGUGGGAUCACAACUGGAAUGGCCAGUGGGAUCACAACUGGAAUCACAACUGGACUGGCAAUUUCCCGACUCAGCAGAUCCCCGGCGGCAUCUUCAACAACACGCAAGUCAUCAUUGGUGGCCAUAACCAAAUUGUGACCAUCAAGAGGCAAUGGCGCGUGGCAAUCAUUGAGCACAAGAGCAUCAGCGGCUCCUGGAAAACCAUCUGGAACUACAACACGGGCGUCAUUGCAACCAGAGUGAGGCAGCAGAACGCCUGCUACAUUUCCAUCAUGAACAGAAGCGAGAUGCCCCGCUUUGAUAAUCUGGCGCGGCUGGCACAAGAGAGCAGGAACCUGAUCGGUCUGGGCAGACCCAGCAGGAGGAUCACCUUUGUCACCAACGGACUGGUCAACAACCUCAACUCCUACGGCCUGGACAUCAUGGCCAUGUGCAGUGGAGUCACCACCUACAGGGCUCAGCAAGUUCCCGUUUUCCAAGGAGCCCAGGUGAAUCUGGGAUCCUGCAUCACCCUCGAUGUGCUGAGAGUUGUGGAGCUCAAGUACUGCAAUGGCAACGGCAACUGGAAUGGCAACUGGACUGGCCAGUGGGAUCACAACUGGAAUGGCAACUGGACUGGCCAGUGGGAUCACAACUGGAAUCACAACUGGACUGGCCAGUGGGAUCACAACUGGACUGGCCAGUGGGAUCACAACUGGAAUCAGAACUGGACUGGCCAGUGGGAUCACAACUGGACUGGCCAGUGGGAUCACAACUGGAAUCACAACUGGACUGGCAAUUUCCCGACUCAGCAGAUCCCCGGCGGCAUCUUCAACAACACGCAAGUCAUCAUUGGUGGCCAUAACCAAAUUGUGACCAUCAAGAGGCAAUGGCGCGUGGCAAUCAUUGAGCACAAGAGCAUCAGCGGCUCCUGGAAAACCAUCUGGAACUACAACACGGGCGUCAUUGCAACCAGAGUGAGGCAGCAGAACGCCUGCUACAUUUCCAUCAUGAACAGAAGCGAGAUGCCCCGCUUUGAUAAUCUGGCGCGGCUGGCACAAGAGAGCAGGAACCUGAUCGGUCUGGGCAGACCCAGCAGGAGGAUCACCUUUGUCACCAACGGACUGGUCAACAACCUCAACUCCUACGGCCUGGACAUCAUGGCCAUGUGCAGUGGAGUCACCACCUACAGGGCUCAGCAAGUUCCCGUUUUCCAAGGAGCCCAGGUGAAUCUGGGAUCCUGCAUCACCCUCGAUGUGCUGAGAGUUGUGGAGCUCAAGUACUGCAAUGGCAACGGCAACUGGAAUGGCAACUGGACUGGCCAGUGGGAUCACAACUGGAAUCACAACUGGACUGGCCAGUGGGAUCACAACUGGAAUCACAACUGGACUGGCCAGUGGGAUCACAACUGGACUGGCCAGUGGGAUCACAACUGGAAUCACAACUGGACUGGCCAGUGGGAUCACAACUGGAAUGGCCAGUGGGAUCACAACUGGAAUCACAACUGGACUGGCAAUUUCCCGACUCAGCAGAUCCCCGGCGGCAUCUUCAACAACACGCAAGUCAUCAUUGGUGGCCAUAACCAAAUUGUGACCAUCAAGAGGCAAUGGCGCGUGGCAAUCAUUGAGCACAAGAGCAUCAGCGGCUCCUGGAAAACCAUCUGGAACUACAACACGGGCGUCAUUGCAACCAGAGUGAGGCAGCAGAACGCCUGCUACAUUUCCAUCAUGAACAGAAGCGAGAUGCCCCGCUUUGAUAAUCUGGCGCGGCUGGCACAAGAGAGCAGGAACCUGAUCGGUCUGGGCAGACCCAGCAGGAGGAUCACCUUUGUCACCAACGGACUGGUCAACAACCUCAACUCCUACGGCCUGGACAUCAUGGCCAUGUGCAGUGGAGUCACCACCUACAGGGCUCAGCAAGUUCCCGUUUUCCAAGGAGCCCAGGUGAAUCUGGGAUCCUGCAUCACCCUCGAUGUGCUGAGAGUUGUGGAGCUCAAGUACUGCAAUGGCAACGGCAACUGGAAUGGCAACUGGACUGGCCAGUGGGAUCACAACUGGAAUCACAACUGGACUGGCCAGUGGGAUCACAACUGGAAUCACAACUGGACUGAACUGGACUGGCCAGUGGGAUAA
Messenger RNA from Poecile atricapillus (Black-capped chickadee), 3171 nucleotides. RefSeq lists its product as uncharacterized. The coding region runs from base 1 to 3171 and encodes 1056 amino acids. Gene Ontology annotation, biological process: regulation of cell population proliferation. The transcript has 19 exons. The record is from RefSeq and is a predicted model, not a curated record. NCBI's taxonomy places the organism in Eukaryota, Metazoa, Chordata, Aves, Passeriformes, Paridae.